Oncorhynchus kisutch (coho salmon) is the source of this 2967-nucleotide messenger RNA. RefSeq names its product transcription factor E2F1. NCBI's taxonomy places the organism in Eukaryota, Metazoa, Chordata, Actinopteri, Salmoniformes, Salmonidae. Gene Ontology annotation, cellular component: Rb-E2F complex. The coding region runs from base 349 to 1683 and encodes 444 amino acids. The record is from RefSeq and is a predicted model, not a curated record. The transcript has 8 exons. Gene Ontology annotation, biological process: regulation of transcription by RNA polymerase II. Gene Ontology annotation, molecular function: RNA polymerase II cis-regulatory region sequence-specific DNA binding; protein dimerization activity; DNA-binding transcription factor activity, RNA polymerase II-specific.
CCUCAACACUUGUUCUGAUCAGCUGGAACAAUAACAACAAUAACACAGUCGGUUUGGCGCUCAGAUUAUAACUUUUAUGGAUGGAAUUCAGUCAAGGUGAUCAACAAGAUGAUCCAUAUAAUUUGUUUAUAGGAUAUGUAGAUUUUUUGUGGGGGAAUUAUUUGCCAUUAUUUCGGUUUUUGUCGGAUUGGUUCCUCGGUAUGCUGACCAAACGAGAUGGUGAAGAACUGAGUUGGCUGAGAUGACUUGUGUCAGAAGGUGCUGAAAGUAGCAUAUCAAGCCUUUGGACUUGAAUUCUGCCACAAAAGACAAUUUAGGGGACUAUAGAGCACCCCGGCUGUGUGUGCCAUGUCAGAGGCACUCGUAUCAGGUCAGACGUCGGAGGAUCUUUUGGCAGACUUUGAGUCUCUUUUGAAUGCUGGGAGUAUUGACCUAUCAGAGAACCACCAGAUAGUCAUAAUUUCUACCCCCAGCAAUGUGGGCUUAAACUCAGCUGUACCCAGCAACACUGGAGAGAUCCUCCUGUUCGCGACCCCCCAAGGCCCUGCGGAUGUGGUCCAGGACCAGCGACGGCCAACUCUGGGACGACCUCCGGUGAAGAGGAAGCUGGACUUGGACAGUGAUCACCAGUAUGUCAGCACCUCUCGCCCACCUUCUCUUGGGAGGGCCCCAACGUCCACACCAGCACCACCCAGAGUUCCAAAGCCUUCGACAGAGAAGUCUCGCUAUGACACAUCUUUGAACCUGACCACCAAGCGCUUCUUAGACCUGCUAGCCCAGUCUCCUGACGGGGUGGUGGACCUCAACUGGGCCUCACAGGUCCUGGAAGUGCAGAAGAGACGCAUCUAUGACAUCACCAAUGUCUUGGAGGGUAUCCAGCUCAUCUCCAAGAAAUCAAAGAACAACAUACAAUGGCUGGGGAACCGCAUUGAUGGAGCGUCUGAUUCCCGUUACCAGGACCUACAGAAAGAGGUCUCUGAUUUGACACAGGCUGAGGAGAAACUGGAUGAGCUUAUUACCAAGUGUAACCUCCAGCUCAGACUCCUCACUGAGGAUACCCAGAACAAGAAGCUGGGUUAUUUGAUGUGCCAGGAUCUACGGAAGUCUUUUGACUCUCCUGACCAGCUGGUGAUGGUCAUCAGAGCCCCUCCAGAGACUCAGAUGCAAGUGUCAGAGCCCAGUGAGGGCUAUCAGGUCUCCCUGAAGAGCACCCAGGGUCCCAUUGAUGUCUUCCUGUGUCCAGAGGACAUUUCUGGUGUCUGCAGCCCAGUGACAGGCAUCAGCCCUUCUAAAGCCACAUACCAGAUAAUGCCCCAGCCUGCAGAACAACCACAGUGCAGUUCCACACAGGAAAUGACAUCGUCAACAGCUGCGUCCCAACAGAACUCCUCUCCACUGCCAUUGGUUCGUGAAGCGGGAGCAGUCCUGGAAUGUUACCCGUUCACUAACUUGGGAGUGCUGCCAGAAUUUGACCUUUCACCUUUGUCAUCCUCUGACUUCCUCAGUGGGGAGGGCCUUGGUAACCCACUGGAUGGGUUCAUCAACCUGUCCCCUCCACAAAGCCACAGCUACCACUUUGGCCUAGAGGAGCAUGAGGGCAUCACUGAACUGUUUGACUCUGACUUUGGAGACUUCACCCCACUAGAGUUGGGAUGGAGAGAAACACCCACAGAACAAGAAUGAGGUUGUAUCUCUAUGGAAACACCCAAUACACACCCUUUUCCCCUCAGAAAUGUAUUCCCAUGUGGCUAUAAUACAGAAUUGUACAGCACAGACAGUAAUGGCACUUAAGUCGUCUAGUAAGAGGUUAGCUUUAGAUGGCUAUUUAAUUUAUUUCUAUACAGAUAAUGUUUUUGUACCAAUAAUGUUUUUUUUUUCUCCCCUAAGUGGCUUGAGAAGGUGUACUUGUGGGAUAUGGACUUAUCAGCUUGGAAGCUAAUACUGAAUUUGUUAGGUAGGCAUUUUUGCCAUAGUCUCAGGUGUAAGGAAGAGUCAGACUUUUCCACUAAGAGUUGGGUUUCAGAUGCAUUUUAAGAAGUCUUACAGUAUGUUGGCCAAUGGUAAUGGCAGGAUAUAGCCUAUGUAGGUUAAGAGACCUUUUAUAGAUGAAGUUUGGGAUGGGGGUUGGGAUGUCAUGCCUUAAAGCAGUGGUUCUCAUUCCUGGUCCUGGGAACCCAAAGGGGUGCACAUUUUUGUUUUUGCCCUAGCACUACACACCUGAUUCAAAUCAUCAAAUCCUGGUCCCCAGGACCGUUUUUGUGCAUCUCUGAGCGAUGUUCUAUCGAUUCCUGGGGUCCUUUCAUGUUUUCAUGUCUAUCUAAGCUAUUGUCUUUUCAAUCUUGAGAUGCACAAAAACACUUACAUUCAAAAUGGGCAAACAUUUCCUUUAACAUUGAUUAGAUCUGUUUGGUAAUAUAAUUACCAAUAAGAAAAUAUUAUCUCUUUUAAAACCUGUCCAUAUUGGUCUACAGUUUGAAUAUAUUGUUUUACCAGGCUUUACAUUUGGUUGAUUUGUCAGUCAUACAUUAUAUCACAGUUUGUCAUUAUCAUGAACCUUAUCACAGCUCCUUUUCUGCAGGUCUUAUGCGGUGCCUUACAACAACAACAUAAAAGUGUUGGAUGGAUGCAAUUCAGGUGUUAUUCUGUGUCUAUAAUUGAGGUUUUUGAAUGAAAGUGUUAGAUUUGAAUUUCCUAACAGUAAAUUGUGGAUUACUACUAUUUGGGGCUGUCAGGCGACUUACUUUACUUGAGAAUUCAGCCACUGUGUUAAAAGUGCUUAAGGGAAUUUAACUCUGCAGUCAAUUUCACAUUGUUCAGCACUUUGUUUUGUAACAACAUUACAAAAUGAGCUUUUUUUUCCACAAAUUCAGUGGUGAAAAGAAUAACUUGUACCAAUCCGAGUUUAUCAAGCAUGUCUUUUGUAUCAAAUGUGUUUUUUGAAGAAUUAAAACAUUGCUAUAUGGGGUA